UCUGGCUCGCGUCGCUCUGUGUGGCAGAGGAAGGCACACACACCACGCACACACACCACGCACACGUGCGCGCGAACACACACACACACGUGCGCACACACACGCACGUGCGCGCGCGCACACGCCGACACGGGCACACACACGCUUACACAUUAAGGGUACCUGCCGGUCGAAUCUAAUCAAGAUCACAGUCACACGCGCGCGCGCGUAUACACACGCUGGAACACACGCCGCUCCAGGCACGAGCACGCACAGGCACGCAGACUCACACACGCACACGGGAAGGGAAGUAGGGAAGAGGAGGCGGAAGAAUAGGAAGAGAAGGAGGAGAGAGAAGACUGGAGCCUCCGGGAAGGACGCGGUGGCACGGAGGCCCCCGCCAGCUCCCGGGAGAGACGGGCGGAUGGACGCGCGACUCCCCGGAGCCCGGCUUCUGCUGUUCCUGCUCACGCUGCCAGAGUCACUGCCCGACCUGCAGGGGAGGAGCGGCGACGUGGGGAGGGGACGCCAGGUGGUGGCGCGCGCAGGUGACACAGUGAUCCUGGGCUGUGACGUGAGCCACGGCGGACUGGGGAGGCCUCCUCCAUACGUCAUCGAGUGGUACAAGAACGAGAUCCCCUUCCCGCUGCUCAUCCAGUUCGGGUCGUACCCCCCGCGCAUCGACCCCGCGUACGCAGGGAGGGUGAGCCUCUACGAGAUGGGCUCUCUGCGCAUGGAGACGGUGCAAGCCGAGGACUCGGGCUGGUACGAGUGUAAUGUGCUCUUCCUGGACAAGCAGUACGACCCCUUCGCCAACGGAACUCGCACCUACCUGGCCGUGCGUGCUCCACCCCGGUUCCGGGACACUCCACCGCCCUACAUGGAGGUGCGCCAGGGUUCAGAGGUGACGCUGGCGUGCAGCGCCUACGGGCGCCCCGAGCCCAUCGUGGGCUGGCGCAAGGACGGCCGCCGCCUGCCCAAUGGCGCCAAGUACCAGGUGCUCAACGGCAAAUUGACCAUUCCCAACGCCGAUCGCUCCGACAAUGGAAUCUACGCCUGCUGGGCUUCCAGCAACCAAGGAGAGUCGAUCCACAUCACCCGCCUUCUGGUGCAAGGUUCUCCUGUGAUCGUUCUGCCUCCCCGGAACGUAACGGCCAACAUUACCCAGCAUGCACUGUUCUCCUGCCGUGCCGAGGCCUACCCGUCCAACGUCACAUACUCGUGGUUCAAGGCCGACAAGAACGUUCACGCUGUCAGUGGGCUGGAGGGGCGUGUGCGGGUGCUGCUGGACGGGAGCCUGCUCAUCUACCGCGCCAGCCCAAACGACGCGGGGGCCUACUCCUGCGUGGCGAGCAAUGGCCUGGGCAACGCCGCCACCGCCUCGGCGCACCUCACCAUCCACUACCCGGCGCGGGUGGUGGGCAUGCCGGCGGUGACGUACGUGCCCAUUGGCCUGGCCGGCUUCGUGCGCUGCCCCGCGGACGCAGUGCCCCCCGUGUUGCGUAUCGACUGGAAACGGGACGGCCGACCUCUUGACCUGCAAGCGAUGCCGGGGUGGUCCCAGCGGGCAGACGGGGCGCUGGUGAUCCCCGAGGUGAGCAAGGCGGCGCUGGGCUCCUACAGUUGCACCCCGUACAACGCCUACGGCAGCGUGGGGGAGUCAGCCAGCACCCAGCUCAUACUCAAGCCUCCACCAUACUUUACGCUGGUACCGGCGCGGGAAUACAAGCAGGAGGUGGGGCGUGAGCUGCGCAUCCCCUGCUCGGCGGUUGGGGACCCACCCCCCUCCUACUCCUGGAGGCAGGAGGGCCACCUGCUGCCCCAGCAGCCCCCGGCACGUGACGGCACGCUCUACAUCCGGGCACUGCACAAGGAGGACUCGGGCCGCUGGGCCUGCGUGGCUUCAAACGUGGUGACCAGCAUCAGCGCCGACACGUACCUCUACGUCACCGGCACCACGCCCCACUCGGCGCGCGACCUCCACGCCUCUUCCGCCCUCGACUCGGCCAAUCUGUCGUGGGCCCCGGGCUACGACGGUGGAUAUGCCCAGCACUUCACCGUCUGGGUGAAGCGGCUCGACCGACGGCCGUCCUACUGGGACCCGCUGCCGGUGCCUGCUGCUCACUCGGAGAUCACCGUGGGCGACCUGGAGCCCGGAAAGUUCUACCAGUUCAGCGUGCUGGCGCACAACCAGAUGGGCAGCGGGCCCUUCAGUUCCAUCCUCACCGUCCGCACGCAGUCCCCGUACGCCACGACGGCCGAGCCGCACGUGCGCGCGGGAUUCAACUCGGCCACGCUGCCUCCUCCGCGGUGCCUCACCGCCAACCAGACGGAGAGCGCCCUGCUGCUCGCGUGGCUACCGCCACUCAACCAGAGCGAGGCAGCCUUCAACUACAGCGUGGAGUCGCGACACCGCUGGGCGGGCUGGGAGGAGGUGGAGACCGUGGCCGGGUCGCACACCCAGGUGGAGCUGCGCGGGCUGCUCAAGACCACGUGGUACGAGUUCCGCGUGCUCGUGGUGGCUGAUGACGGCAUCAGCGAGCCCACCAACACGGUCACCGUGUGGAUGGCAGGGGCGCUGUCCCCCACACGGCCCGCCCUGGAAGUGCCUCAGCCGAUCCUUGCCGGGGUCAUCGCCGGCAUCUGCUUCCUGGCCAUCGCGGUCCUCUUCAGCACCGUGGCGGCGUGCCUCAUCAGCCGGCAGCGGCGCUCCCAGCGGCCCGUGCCUCACCUCUCCAUCACCCACUGUAAGAAGAGGACAGAAUCUGAGUCUUCUCUGGACAAAGCGAACGGAGCGGACCGGACGCGCGCCGGCUCGCGGGAAUCCCGCACGGGCCUCGAGACGGACGAUGACGACAACGACCAGGAGCCGUUCGGCGAGGCCAUGGGGGCGGCCGCGGCGGCCGUGGCGUCCGCCGACGGCUACGCCAGGACGGAGGGGGCGGGCGGGCCCGGCGACGGGCGGCACGCCGGCGGGCCGAAGUUGUCGCUCUACGAGAAGCUGACACGCGGCUCCGGCCACGGCCGCUACAGCGUCUCCAAGCACGAACGCGACGCGCGGCCCAUCGAGCUCAUCAGCCGCGGGCCCGACGGGCGCUUCACUGUGGACGGCGAGGAGGUGGAGGAGGUGCCGCCGUCCCGGCGAGCCGAGACGCAGGACGAGCGGAGUCCGCGGUCCGAGCGGAGGAUCCGGGGCUUCCCCUUUGUCCGCGACAUGGAGAUGUACCCGGAGUUCCAGCACUCGGACAUGGAAGGGGAGGCGGCGGCGGCUAUGGGGGGACCGCCGCGUGGCUCGCAGUUUGGCCGGGAGGUGAGCGGCACGUCCAGCCGCUCGCCAUACGCCCACCACGCUGAUGCCGGGAGGUCAAAGGGCAUGGAAGCAAGGCACCCCAGGGGUCAAGGGGAGGACUCGAGGUUCCUCUAUGGCAUCGGAGCGCAAAGGCAGCCGGAGUCGGAGGUGAUCGGCAUGCUCGAGGGGCCGCUCCCCAUGCCCAUUCGUCAGCGCAGAGCAGCCCACGAGCCCGGCCACGGCCACGGCCACGGCCACGGCGGUGUGGGCAGGCCCAGCGAGGGCUUCGAGAGCGCCGUUCCCAUCCUGCACGUGGAGAGCCGCCAGAGGUCCUUCUCUCCCGGCCAGUGGCGGAAGCUCGUGCUGUCCAUCAGCAGCGCGGGCACCUCGCCCGACCUCUCCUGCUCGCACCAGGCACCCAGCUCGCUCCUCGUCUACCCGCGGUCUCCUACCCGCUCCCCGGCGGGAUUCUCCGUCUCUCCGUCGCGCUCCGCGUUGGGAUACUCGUCGUCCCUGUCGCGCGCCGCCGCCGGUUACCCCGCGUCACCCACCAGGGGGGCGGCUGCGGGCUACCCGGCGGGACCGCCCCGCUCACCCGCGGGCUACGCCGUGGCGUCAUCGCCGCCGCGCACGCCGGCGCCGCGCUCGCUGGCGCCGCGCCGCACUGCCACGGCGUACUCGGUGUCGCCCCCCCAGUACUACAGUGUGUCGGGCUGGGAGGAGACGCGCAGCGGCGGCGGCACCUCGCCCAGCGGGGACAUCAAGGCACGGCUCAACGUGCCACCCAACUAUGAGGACCUGGUCCACCUGGAGCCACCGUCACCACGGCUCCAGCGCUCUCCCCGCAGCGGGCCGUCCUCCUCGGUCUCCUACUCGGGGACGCAGCCCGAGCUGCGCGCCGGCAUCAGGAUGUCGACAGCCAUGCCUCCCAGGGACAUUCGGAUGGGUCGGGAAGACAUCCCGUCCGCGAUCGCGGCUCUGGGCCCUUCGAGCGCGAUGAGCCAUGGUCCUCAGCCCUUCUCAGGGCCCGAGUACAGCGCCCCUCCCCCGUACCGCCCACCGCGGUUCCACCCGCCGGCCCUCGCACCCCGGUCGGAGCCGGGCGGUGCUGGCGCCGUUGCGGCAGCCGCCGGGAAGAGCAGGACAGAGCCGCGGGAAUUCUCCGCCUCGCCCAAGGGGGACGUCCUGCCCGGCACGUCGACCAGCGAGGGUUCGGCCGGCGUGGGGUCCUCCUCGGUGGGCGCUUCGCCGCGCUCGACGCGGCGGCCCGAAGCACGGGCGGCCUCGUCCACGAGGACGGAGGACAGCACGCCCGAGGAGGAGGACGAGGGGCUGAAGGAGGGGGCGUCGGCGUUUCGGAGGAAAAGCAGGUCGGAGGACCCCGGUGACGCUGGGGAUGCCCCCGGGCAGUUGAAACCAGCAGCGCCAGGGGGCGGCACGCCACGAAAAUCCUCGUUAAUUUAGAUCAGCGGAUCUCCUGACACGAUCCAUCACAAUCACCUGAGCUGCAAAUGCCUGAGAAAUUACUACCUCAGUACCAAGCACACGCUGCUUAGAGAGCGAGAGAGAGAGCGAGAGAGAGUGAGACAGAUACAUCUGUCAUGACGACUGAAGGGAAAUCUCCAAAACACACUCAUACACAGAGAUACAGCAGUAGUAGCAGCAGCAGCAGAGAAACAGGUGUGUGUGUGUGGCUCGCAGUAAGAGCUGAGGAACAUUGACAAACGCGACAAAUGUUGGCCAACUUUUAUCAGCCUUAAUUAAUAACAACAUAGCUCUAUGAACUUGAACAAAAAGGCACAUGACGACUACACCCGUGACAAGCAGCAGGUAAUGCCGUGGCGACGGUUGAAGCUCGGCGAUCAUCCACCGUCCUCGACGAAGGAAGAAACCCCCACGCUCUCGCCGGGGUUCUGGGAAGACGCUCGCUAUGCACCGCCAAUGUCGCUGCGCGCCUUGUCCCCCGGUGGGGGUGAGGGGUAGGGGGCGGGGGGGCCCAGCUGGGCUCGGUUGGGCGUCGCGGUGCCCCCCCCCCCCGUUCAGUUUCGUCGGCGCUCAGCCGACUACUCCGUGGCAGCCAUCUUGUUUCCCGAUCGCCCUCCACCUCGCGCACGCACGCUCGAGUUCCACAUGCUCCAAAUUGACAUACGGUUGUCGUGCGUACAGUGAAUUUUAUAAUAUAUUGUGCGUUAUUAUUUAAAACAAAAGUGCUAAUUAUUUGACAUAACCUGAAAUUUUUUUUUUUCAAAAUAAACUUACAGUGCUGAGUUUGGCUAAUUACUAGUUAAUGAACAUCUAAUUUAUUUCUACUGACACUUCAUGGUGUUUUGAUCAUUUGAAUGGUUUUAUGUGGCGUGUUUUGCAAAUACUCUACACCUAAACCCAACGUAGGUUACGUCUGUUUACAAGACAUUCAGUCAACUUCUCAUCUUUCGCCACUUAAAAGAAAGUGACUUCCAGACGUCGCGAACGAUUGGCGCGCUGCCGAAAUAAGUAGGCUGAGAGGUCUUGAUGAAAUCGAGACAUUAAUGAAAUAUAUAAAUACAGCAGUAUUCAAACGGUGCUCUUUAUUUAAUACAAGUUAGCCAAGUAGAUAUUGUAAUUUUGUGUUUAAAUUUUACGAAUAUAAAAUGCAUAUUUAUAAACAAAAAAUGUACUUAUUUGUACAUAGUACAGGAUCUAUGUCAACCGGGUGACGCCGCUUGCCCCGGUCGCUAACGCGGCACGCACUUAGUGUUGGCGGAAUGGUGCGGAACUAUCGCGACCCAUUGGUUACCACUCGCCGUGACACCACAUCCAUUGCUAAUGCUGACAGCUGUAGUAUUAAAGAGGCUAUUGCAACUGUGGCAUUGCGCGCACAUUCACACUCACCGGUGAGAUGGCCUAUGGUGCUGUAACUUUCACGUAUAGAGUUUUGUAACUGACCUGGUGCUACCGCUGCAUAAACGUUAUGAUACAACCCGCCCGGGAGGAAACAUCUCUGGAAUUCGUUCCGCACUGCGCGCGUGUGUUCGUGUAAAAUACGGCGUGUCUUUUAUGCCUUACGGAGAAAGUAGAAAAAAACUGCCUGUUUAUUCACCAACAUUGACGGACAUUACGAACGCCAAAUUAUUUUUGGGAAAAGCCGGCAGAAUUCAAACACGUGUAAAAUCAAAUACAGAGGAUAACCACGUUCUUGAACAAUAUUUUAAAAGACGCUCCAGAAAGUAACACGGAGGCUGCCCGAAAAUUGAGUCCGGUGUCAAUACAGUUACAUAGAUCUGGUGACAGACAAAGAUUCCCCACGUAGCCUUUCACAUACUGUUGGGGCAAGUGCUGUUAGCGAGCACCUAUGAAUGCAGACACGGCACACGUGGGGGUGGGUGACCAACACCAUGCCUUUGUUUCCCCAGUGAUGAUGUUUACACAUCGCCCCAGAUACUCAUUUGAGGCCGCGUAGACCUAGGGGAGGCCCAGGAGCGAUAUAAAUAUUCUCCACUGUAAUUGGCCUUGAGUGGGAAUUGAACUCGGGUUCAUAGUGCAAUGCGGUCACCACGAUGCUCCGCAUACGGAUUUAAACUAAUUUUAAUAUGCGUCGUCAAUUACAACAAUCAAAAUCGCAAAAGCUGCGUACAAAUAUGAAUUAUAACAUUAACAUUAUGUUGCAAGUUUUAACAGAUUUAUCAGCACACCUGCGGUUCAUGCCCUGCAAGUUAUACCGAGGAUAUACCUGCUGACAAUCACCUCCCUCACAAUGACAUGCCGUCACAGUCGUCAUACUGAAUACGAUCCACGCUGCAUUUGAUUUGUGUAUUGACGUUCGCUUCUCUAAAAAUACUCCUUAGUGAAAACGACAAGAGAGUUGUGCCGAGGAGAUGUUUCUUCACCGUGACCCUCUCGGUGCCAGACAGAGACCCACACUGACAUUCGGAGGCCGUCGAAAUGCAAAUCGUCUUCACGCGGCACCUUCAGCAGCGGCGUACGGCUCUCGGCGGUCGUUUUUUAUUUAUUUAUUGUGAAUACGAUUUCAUAGCCUGGGUGUGAACGGCACCGUUAGGGUUUUGUGGUGUUGUUUGUGUGCGCGGGGUUGUAAAAUGUAUGUCCAUGGCCUUUGAUAUAUUGGUGCAAGUAACAAAUAUGAAGCAAUAUUUAAUUUGCCAAAAUUUUGGAUUGUAAUUUUUUUUAUCGUACAAAAAAAGAAAAACCAUCCCUAAUCGCCUUUCUUUUCCAACCAAAUUUACACAGAACCCGAAGACGAAAAGAUCGCGCUGAAACGGCAACCAAAGACAGGUGACGCUGCGAGUUGCAGUGGCAAUCGCGAUACAAGAACCAACGGGGAUGAUGGGAAAACGGUGGAGAUUGCGGAUCCCUGGAGUGAGUGCAUCCUUCGAGCACGCGGCUCGCGUGAGCAGGACAUUGCAGGGCUGCGCAUUUUGCCGACCGUCGAUCUGCACGCUGUUCUUGCAACCAGUGAAUGGAUAUGAGAACUUUGAAGCGACCUGAUCAAAAUGUUUUCCGAUCUCCACCUUUCUCUUAUUCAUUGAACCAAAGGACUGCAAAGAGAUAUAUAAAAGAAAGUUUAUUUUUAGGCUCGUGUAAAACUGUGUAGCUGCUAUCAAAAAUGCUCAAAUGAUCACGUGUUAAAAUCUUACAUUUCAUUGCGGUUUGGUUGGAAAAGGGCCAGAUUCAAUAUUUUUUAAGUCAGCGCACUGUAAAUGUUCGGUAUAAGGCCUUCAUUAAUUAACGUUUCAAGGCUGUGUUAUUUUAUUGUCAGCUGCAGAGAUGAAGCAUUUUUCCUGCCGGUGCAAAAACCAAAAUAGCUGUGCUGAAUAUUUUUGCAGGAUGCUCAUCGCGGAACGUUCUUACUCCCGGUAUUUACUGCAUCUGGCCGGAUGGCUCGGUGGCAGAGUGAGCGGCUCGCAAUAGGGAAGGUUGUGAGUUCAAUUCAUGAUUGGGUGCUGACUGAGCCCAUCAUCUCUUUGGGGUCGAUCAAAUAAACACCACUUUAUCCAUAAUAGAGGGGUUUUUUUGUGAGAUCGCGUAAAUAUAAAUGUGUCGUUAAACCCUCCACCACCCGACAGCCAAUUAGUUAAGGUUUGUCACAUAAACUAAACAUGCCAGCUCGUGACUAGUUGAGCACACCGCUUGUGUGUUGGAGAGUAAACCCACAACAUUCACAACUUGAGUACCGUGACGUUUUUCCGGUAAUUACAACAACCCGCCUCAUCAUGCGACAACCACUUUGUGAGGAAGUCACCAGUGGUUGUCCUAUGGAUAGACUCGCCCCCGCCAUAGGAACGUGUAGUUUCCAUCACUGGCUCAGGGCUGUAGCCUGCAGAUGAGCACUGCCUCAGUGCUCAUUGUCGAAUCCCUUUGACUCGUUUCUGAUAAACAUUCCUCAAUCGGGCAUACUAGGCCGCUGCGAUGUCCAUGGCUGACAUUCUGAAUUGUCAAUUAACAUUACCUAGAGUGACAACGGCGAGCCAUGACAAGGGCACAAAGGAGACUUGCAGGAUUACAAAACUAAUUUUACAACCAAUUGUAAAAAAAAAUGUAAUAGAACAUCUAAAGAAUACAAAAAUAGACAAAAUUACAACUAAACUACUUUUUAUUUUACCAGGUAAGGCCCACUGAGCUAUGUAGCUCUUUUUUUCCAGAAGCGACCUGGCCACAAAUUAUAACCCAACGAAGUGGCUUGUUUCGUGUAAAUAUUUAUACCGGCAACCAAAUACUGUCACUAAUUUGACAAUUACUUUGGCAACACAACCAGCUAUAUAAUCAAACUUAAUUAGGAGCUUUCGUGACUGCAGGAAUUAUUCUUUGGUUCUUUCGGUAAAGUCACGUAUAAAGAUAAAACAAUAAAUUAAAUACUAGCAUACGACGUUUUUAUUGCAACACAAGCAAUCAUCAGGUAUAAAUUAAAUAGAAACACAAAUCUAGUAUACUUAGAAAUGUAAUGUAAUACAACAGAGAGUCGGAUAACAUAACAGUCAA
Molecule: messenger RNA, 9241 nt
Organism: Lethenteron reissneri (Far Eastern brook lamprey)
Lineage: Eukaryota; Metazoa; Chordata; Hyperoartia; Petromyzontiformes; Petromyzontidae
Gene: IGSF9B
Product: immunoglobulin superfamily member 9B
Cellular component (GO): neuron projection
Molecular function (GO): protein binding
Source: RefSeq, a predicted model, not a curated record